Molecule: messenger RNA, 797 nt
Organism: Opisthorchis viverrini
Lineage: Eukaryota; Metazoa; Platyhelminthes; Trematoda; Opisthorchiida; Opisthorchiidae
Exons: 3
Coding region: 34-690 (218 amino acids)
Biological process (GO): removal of superoxide radicals
Molecular function (GO): superoxide dismutase activity; copper ion binding
Source: RefSeq, a predicted model, not a curated record
CACUGCUUUGCACUUAGCUAAGGUGUUGCGGAGAUGUCAGUCCUUGCAAACAAAUUAACAUGGCUGUUUGUUUUUGCAAAACUCAUUGAGAACUUGGAGGCCUGUCAUAAUUCAGGAACUUCGUUCAAACUGUCGGACGGAAUUGCCGUAUUUCUGGGCAACCACACUGGUAGAGUUGAGUUCAAUGUGACACAACCAAGGACGGUAAAGAUAGUGGGUUCGAUUGACGGAUUUGAAAAAGGAAAAAUGCACGGAGUUCACAUUCAUGAAAGUGGGGACAUUGGCGACAAUUGCCUCAAUGCGAAUGCACACUGGAAUCCAUUUAACAAAAAUCAUGGUGGCUUGGAUUCAAUGGAACGGCACGAAGGCGAUCUCGGAAAUGCAAUGACAGACAUGAUGGGCGUGUUGCACAUCAACGUAACAAUAAUGAUCAAAUCUGUGGAUCCACCUUUAGAUUUCAUCGGUCUUUCGCUAGUUGUUCACGCACAAGUUGACGAUCUUGGACGCCUGCCUGAUGUAGGAAGUCGAACAACUGGCAAUUCUGGUGCGAGGUUGGCGUGUGCAGUUAUUGGGCGCACAAGUUCUUACAAGGUGAACAAAGCCAUGGGUAAAAAUACUCCGGACGUUGGACUACUAUUUGGUGGUAUUGUUUCAAUACUUUUAAAGCAAACGUUGUACCACAUUCCAUGAAUUUUGUUUGUUUAGUCAGAAAUGUUAUAAAAUGAACAUACUACCUCUCAUGCGACGUGAUUAAUGCAUCAAUCAAAGUGGAAAAAUCAAGGGGUACGUUUAGGUCA